This is a messenger RNA of Culex quinquefasciatus (southern house mosquito), 1367 nucleotides long. RefSeq lists its product as uncharacterized. The transcript has 2 exons. NCBI's taxonomy places the organism in Eukaryota, Metazoa, Arthropoda, Insecta, Diptera, Culicidae. The record is from RefSeq and is a predicted model, not a curated record. The coding region runs from base 129 to 1034 and encodes 301 amino acids.
UUGAUGAUCUCGUGCUGGCACUACCCCCCCAGAAAGUGCAAGAUGUUCUCAACACCUUCAAUAGCUAUGAUCGCAAUCUUCAAUUCACCUGCGAAACGGAGACGGACGGGAGAUUACCGUUUUUGGACAUGGUGUUGGUGCGACAGGAAGAUCAGACCAUUAGAACGGAGUGGUACUCCAAGCCGAUGUCGUCAGGCCGUUUCCUGGACUACUUCUCGUGCCACCCUUUGCACAUGAAGAUGAACAUGAUCACCAAUUUCAUCCGCAGAGUAACGGAGUUCAGCACGAACCUGUCGAGGAGCGAGAUUGAGAGCAUAAUCGAUCAGCAUCUCAAGAUCAAUCACUACCCUACGUCACUGAGGCACAGACUGGUCAACAGAGCGAACGGGAGGACACUCGCUGUGGAUGAAUCGACAAGAGCCUCAUCAGUUGAGUACAGACCAAUGCCUUUCGUGAAUGGUCUGUCUCAAAGGAUUAAGAAAUCGCUCAGUGUUGAUUUCCCCAACAUCACGAUCGCAACAAGGAAUGAAAACACAGUGAACCGCUUGUUCACCAACACUAAGGAUCGAAUACCAAACGAAAUGAAAACCAACGUCAUCUACCGCAUCCCCUGCGCUGACUGCCAAGCAAGCUACGUCGGACUCACGACUCAACAUCUUAAAACCAGACUCAGCAAACAUCGGAGCCAGCGGAAGCAACUGGAUGAGUUGAGGAGUAGUCCGAACUGUUACAGCCCCACGGUCCAGUACGAGGUCCAGCGGAUGAAGGAGUACACGGCCGUACUGAAACACACCAUCGAAGAGCAGCAUAGUUUCGAGCUGGGGAACACGCAGGUCCUGGAUCAACAUCGCCGCUCAGCUGCCUUGGACGUUUUAGAGAUGUGCCAUAUCAUCAACACAGAUCACACCGUAAACAAACGGAGUGAUGUUGAUGGUAUUAGUAGCACCUACGCCGGCAUUUUGCAUACAGUGAAGAAGAUGUGUAGAUCGAGACAGUCUUCACAAACACAUGCCCCAAACCUUAGCUUCCAGUAGUAGUAGUAGUAGUUACUCCCAUUCUCCCCACCUUAACCCACUAUUUGUUUCCCCCCACACAAGUUUUCGAUCUGUUUAGUAGUUUGAUUGCAAGUUUCCGAAAAGUGGUUCAAAACAGUCGUUCGUGCCACAGGUUGAUGCUAGCCCCCUUUUUCCAUUUCCUGACCGUUGAUGCCCAACUAAUUAGGCCCCCAGACGAUAAAACGAUUAUGCUCUGUAAGAUUUUAGACAACUUUUGCUCUUGGGUUAUUUUUAUGUUUCUAUGUUUAAUGUUUUUGUAGAAUCCCUGAAGAAGAUGUCAAAUACAUCGAAACGUCGGAAGUAGAACAAAAA